This is a messenger RNA of Morus notabilis, 1664 nucleotides long. RefSeq names its product ethylene-responsive transcription factor ABR1. The transcript has 2 exons. The record is from RefSeq and is a predicted model, not a curated record. Bases 364 to 1416 code for a protein of 350 amino acids. Gene Ontology annotation, biological process: regulation of DNA-templated transcription; ethylene-activated signaling pathway. NCBI's taxonomy places the organism in Eukaryota, Viridiplantae, Streptophyta, Magnoliopsida, Rosales, Moraceae. Gene Ontology annotation, molecular function: DNA binding; DNA-binding transcription factor activity.
CAAUUCUACCCUAGUCGACUUGCAUAAUCUACCCUAGUCGACUUGCAUAAUAAAUUCUUUUUUCAAUUCUUUUUUGUUUUUGUACCUUGCAGAUAUUUUUAUAAGAGAUUACUUUUAACUUAAGGUGUUCCAAAACCGACUUUCUUCAUUAGUGGCGGCGCAAAGUUUGAAUGCAUCCAUAUUCUUCAUCUAAAACAUAUAUCUCCCACCUAUAUCUAUAUCUAUAUAUAUAUACGCGUUCGUUUCAUCACAGAGCUUAAUGGGUCAUCCCUGAUUUUCCAAAAAAAGAAAACAGAAGCUUUCACGUAAGGAAAACAAAGCUCCCAUAUUUGGAUAUAGAUAUAUAGAUAUAUAUAUAUAUAUAUGUGUAUACUAAAGGUGGCAGACCCAAGAGAUCGCAAGCGUAAGGAACAUAAUUAUGAUACCUAUGAAGAAGCUUCAAUGGCGGGUGGUAGUUUUGGGUUGAUAAACAGAGAAGAAGAAAUGAACGCCAUGGUUUCUGCUCUGAGUCGUGUCGUUUCUGGGAAUUUGCCUAAAAAUUCUUAUUCUGCUGAUCAUCAAGUCUCGGAUUUCAGUGGCUCUGUUAAUUCUUCUGAUUUUCUGGGCUCCAACUUUGUUGGAAUCAAGAGGGGAAGAGAUCAAGACGAAGAUUUUAGAGUAUUUGGUGAUCACCAAGUUUCCUCCAAUCGUGUGUCGUCAUCUUCUCUUUUAGGAGAAGGCUCAAACAACACAUGGACGGCGGCGACGGCGACGGCAAUGGUGGAGAACACGAUGAGCAGUAGCACAAUAUUCCCAACUCAAACAAUGUCAUUCACUCCAACAUAUGAAUACCAUGACAUGUCCCCACAGCAACAACAAGAACAAACAACUAGACCAAGAAAAUACAGGGGAGUUAGGCAAAGGCCAUGGGGCAAGUGGGCAGCAGAGAUAAGAGACCCUUUCAAAGCCGCCAGAGUGUGGCUCGGCACAUUCGACACCGCGGAGUCCGCCGCCCGGGCCUACGACGAAGCCGCCCUCCGUUUCCGCGGCAACAAGGCCAAGCUCAACUUCCCGGAGAACGUACGGAUCCGGCCACCGCCGGUGAAUUCUCCGGCGACCCACGUGGCAGUUUCCAAUUCCUCAAAUACCCUUUUGUCCAUUUCCACUACUUCCAAUCCCAUCGUCCAUUCCCAAUCUCUCCAAAGUAGUAGUACUACAAUGCCACUACAAUAUUCUAGUUAUAAUUCUCAGUUUGUUGGUUCUGAAACGGGGACGAUGAGCUUGUAUGACCAGAUGUUUUCUUCACCACCAAUGGUUGAUAUGCCGUUUUCUUCUUCGGCUACUCCUGAGAGCAGUACUAGUAAUUAUUCAGAUUUUUCAGAGCAACAGCAAUGGACGGGUUCUAGUCAUUAUAACACAAAAAAUUCAUCAGGUUGAUUACAGAGAGAGAGAGAGAGAGAGAGAGAUUGUUUUACUUGGCGAUUAUUAUUUGUAAUUUUUUUUUUCUCCCAUAGUUUGUUGUGCUUAUUGGAACAUAUAUUUUUUUGGCUCAAUUGUGAGUUUCAGUUAUAAGGUUAGUUGAUAUUGGAAUUUGAUAAAUUGAGGAACUUUUCGAAAAAGUGGAGGCGAAAAGAAAAUUUGCUCUGUACCAAGUUGUGGAAUGAGAAUUCUUUGUACGAGAAAAA